Molecule: messenger RNA, 1812 nt
Organism: Metarhizium brunneum ARSEF 3297
Lineage: Eukaryota; Fungi; Ascomycota; Sordariomycetes; Hypocreales; Clavicipitaceae
Source: RefSeq, a predicted model, not a curated record
AUGGCCGUUCCACCAAGCUGCACCGUUCUUGUCAUUGGAGGAGGCACCGCAGGUUCAUAUGCUGCUGCAGCUCUAGCUCGCGAGGGUAUCGAGACCGUGGUACUGGAGGCAGAUAAAUUCCCCAGAUACCAUAUCGGAGAAAGCACGCUUCCUUCUCUCCGCCACUUCUUCAAGUUCAUAGACUUUUAUGACACUGUUGAUGCAUAUGGGUUCUACCACAAGAACGGUGCUGUUUUUCGACUCGCUCAAGCUCAACCCGAUGCCUGCAAGUCUCCUUCUCCUGCUUACACCGACUUUCUCGAGGCAGGCGGCCCUGAUGGAUACGCCUGGAACUUGAUUCGCUCCGAGUUCGAUGACUUGCUCUUCAAGCACGCUGGCACCUGUGGCGCUCAAAUCUUUUCCGAAACCAGGGUUGACACGAUUCAAUUCGAGCCAGUGGCCAAUGGAUUGAAACCAGACAAUAGGAACCUUGAAGACCACUUGAAUCCUGGCCGGCCCGUGUCUGCCACGUGGGUGCGCGAAGAUGGCACUUCCGGAUCAAUCACCUACAAGUACCUCGUGGAUGCUAGCGGAAGGCAAGGUAUCCUGAGCACCAAGUAUUUAAAGAACCGCAAGUUCAACAAUAAUUUCAAGAAUGCCGCCAUAUGGGCGUACUGGAAGAGUGACAAUGUGUACGGUCCGGGGACACACAUGGAAGGUUCGCCCUAUUUCGAGGCAUUAGACGGUGAGUUUCUCACGACUGGAUUUGCCUACAUUCUCAGGCAUUCGCUCUCAAGUGCUGGCACUAAUCAACAAACAGAUGCCAGCGGAUGGGCCUGGUUCAUGCCGCUACACGAUGGCACUCGCUCCGUCGGCAUUGUCCAAGACCAGAAAAUGGUGACUGAAAAGAAGCACGAGCUAGGCCGUCCUUCAACCCUGGACUUUUACAAGCAAUGCCUAGACAUGGCUCCCAGGAUAAGAGAACUUCUCUCAGAGGCCGAGCUUAUUCCUCAUGUCAGAGCCGCCUGUGACUGGUCCUACACCGCGUCUACAUAUCACUUGCCGAAUGCGCGUAUCUGCGGAGACGCCGGGAGCUUUAUUGACCCCUUGUUCUCCUCGGGCGUCCACCUCGCCAUAACAGGGGGUCUCUCGGCGGCAGCUACCAUUUCGGCCUCGAUCCGCGGCGACUGUAGCGAGGCGGCGGCGGGCUCGUGGCACUCCAAGAAGACGGUCGAGAGCUACACUCGCUUCUUCUUGGCGGUGAGCAGUGCUACCAAGCAAAUUCGCACACAAUACGAGCCUAUAAUCAAGGACAUGGACGAGAAAGGGUUCCAAAGGGCAUUUGAUCUGUUCAGGCCUAUUAUUCAAGGUACUGCUGAUGCCGACGAGGCCGGCAAAGUGUCGCAACUGGAAAUCUCCAAGAUUCUCCAGUUUUGCUUCAAGGCUUUUACUUAUGUUCCGCCGGAGAGGAAAGACGCCCUGUUUGAUAAACUUAGGAAACUUGACUCCAAAGCUUUACAGGACGAUGCGAAACAAGUUCAGACUCUUAACGGUAUAGAGAAGUAUCUUACGGCAGAUGAGUUGCAGAUACUAGAGAUAUUACGAAGUAGGCGUAUGAUUCGUGAAGACCCCUUCGAGAUGGAUAGCUUCUCGCUCGACACUAUCGACGGAAUGGCGCCGAAACUAGUGCGCGGUAGUCUGGGGCUUGUCAAUUAUGAACAGGUCAAGAUUGACAAAGCUCACUUUUAUUCGCAGGACUUUUUGGAUGGCAAUUGCCCGGGAAUUAGAGAGGGCAGUGUCCAUCUGCCUACUUCCAGAGUCCAACUAGGAUGA